AUGCAGUCAUCAAAGACCAUCACCAGAUCCCGAAAUGGGUGCGCAGUAUGCAAGUCAAAACGGGUAAGAGACCAACAUUGUGUACCAUUCGUUAUGGAUGUUUGUGAUACGGAUUUCCUAAUUCAGUUUGCAAAUGUCGAUACCCCUUCAAGUAUAGACUUUCAAGAUGUUACCCAUCUGGAGCCUACGUUUCCCUUCUCAGAUCUACCGGCUCUAUCUCCAACUCCUUCCUCAUCCGCAGGGGUAACAUUUCCUCUUCCCUCAACCGAAACCGAGGCCAAUGAACUAUGGCAGGGUAUCAUGCCUGGUACUCAAGUCGCUACGCUUGGUCUCGAUGUGAUAGACCGGCGCGUCAGCUCCAAUCCAUCCAGCAUGGCUCGCAAUGAAACUCCACUAUCACCAUCAUUACAGGACAAUACAUCGGUGUUGGUGGAGUACUAUUUCAAAGAAGUGUGCGGGAUGAUGUCUUGCUACGAUAGCAAGUUGAACCCAUAUAGAACAACCGUUUCCAAUCUCUGGAGUAACUCGCCAUCUCUCUACUACGUUACCCAAAGCAUGGCAGCAGCCUGCUUAGCCGAAGUCUCGCCAGGCCUUUCCGCAGCCAGCGGCCGACUUCGGGACCAGGCGGUGAACGCCUUAUGGAAAGAAAGUAGAGCAGGCCCAACGGAUACAUCAUCACUGUUGGCACUAGUCAUGCUAGGCUUCAGCCUCUGCUGGCAUGAUCCGUCUAAACUCGGCCAGUCCGAGUUCGAAUUACUGGCUGAGACACUCAUCCAUCUCGAAGCCCGACAAGAUAGCUUGGUAAUGGCGGACAAGCAGAAACGAUUCUUCUUUUACAAUUCUCUCGUCUACUGGAGGAUGCUGCUUUCUUUCGUCACCGACCAAGAGUUGCCUUCGGCGGCAUGCACUGGCGCCCUUCAGCCCCAGCCGCCUCGAUUUCCCAAUCGACAUGACACCAGAAUGCCACACCCGCAGACAGGUAUUGGAGUAGAGGUGCUAGAGGUUGUAGGUCAAGUUGGAGCACUCGUCAGAAAAGAAAGAAAACGGAUCCGUCGCCGGCGGCAUUCAUCCAGGCACGACAUUGAGCAGUCCGUCGCCGCCAUACAGACAGCGGAACAGCUCCACUCGCGGCUUUGCAAGAUUGAACUUCCAACAGAGGUUACAGUCAUGGACUCGGGAGAUGAUAUGACACCAACCGACCAUCUGUUGAAAGCUGCAGAGGCAUACAGAUGUACGGGACUGCUGCAACUCUAUCGCAACUUUCCCGAUCUACUCUUACAAGACACGGCGACUGCCACUCCGUCGGCCUGGCUGGAUAUAAUCGGAGAGUCGGAACCCUGCCUUUCGGGCAAUCCCGAAGCUCUCCACGGGACAUGGCUAACCUGUCUUGCUUUACACAUCCUCGACCUUCUUCAAGAUAUUCCAAUCACGUCGCGAUCUCGGUCCAUCCAGCCAUUACUCUUAGUAAGCAUCUGCAGCGAGCUUUCUAUAACUCGAGAAUUUUCUUCGUUGGACUUUUUGGGAGACAAGUCUGUGUCAAGCUUUGCUCCUAGUCCUAGGUUGAGAGAAAGGCCAACCAUGACCGAUAUUUUACACGCUAGACGGCUGGUCCUGUCGCGUCUCGCGUCGUUCGAGGGCAUCUUGGCAGCGAAGCCUAUACGACAAAUGACGCUUCUUGUGAGAGAGACUUGGUCAUGUAUGGAUGAGAAGCAGCAGGACUUGUACUGGAUGGAUGUCAUGGUGGAAAAGGGCUACGAAACCUUGAUGGGAUAG
Colletotrichum paranaense is the source of this 1773-nucleotide messenger RNA. RefSeq lists its product as uncharacterized. Gene Ontology annotation, cellular component: nucleus. The coding region runs from base 1 to 1773 and encodes 590 amino acids. Gene Ontology annotation, molecular function: DNA-binding transcription factor activity; transcription cis-regulatory region binding. Lineage: Eukaryota; Fungi; Ascomycota; Sordariomycetes; Glomerellales; Glomerellaceae. The record is from RefSeq and is a predicted model, not a curated record. The transcript has 2 exons. Gene Ontology annotation, biological process: positive regulation of transcription by RNA polymerase II.